UUCAUCACGUCAAACUUUGAACUUCGAAAGAAAAACAAGAGCAAACAACAUGAUUUCAAAGACAUCAGUAUUUCUCCUUUUAAUUAGCAUUCCAUUCUUCGCUCUUUUCUUCCCGUGCCACUGUGACUGCGAUGUGAGAUCAGUGAAGGAUGGGAACGGAGUAAGAGGAAUGUUUGUGUUUGGGAGCUCUUUGGUUGACAAUGGAAACAACAACUUCCUCAAGAACUCAUUGGCCAAGGCCGAUUACUUACCGUACGGUAUAGACUUCCCUUCGGGCCCCUCCGGUAGGUUUACCAACGGGGAAAAUGUCAUCGACCUUCUCACCGAACAGCUUAAGCUUCCUUCUUUGAUUCCUCCUUUUUCUCAUCCCGCAACAAAGGGAAACAAAAUCAUCCAUGGUGUCAACUUUGCUUCUGGUGCCUCUGGCAUUCUAGACGAUACAGGUUUAAUAGUGGGUAACAUAACAAGUCUAAAUCAACAAAUAAAGAACUUUGAGGAGGUGACGUUAGCUCAACUUGAGAAGGAAAUGAAGUGUAAAGGGAAAGAUUUGGUUGCAAACUAUCUGUUUGUGGUGGGAAGUGGAGGGAACGAUUACUCAUUCAACUACUUCCUCAAAAGAUCCAACAGAAGUAGUGCCAGCCUUCAAGCCUUCACUUCAAACCUUACUCUCUCGCUUUCUCAACAACUAAAGAAGUUGUACAAUUUAGGUGCUAGGAAGUUUGUGUUGAUGUCAAUAAACCCAUUAGGGUGCAGUCCAGUGAUGCUAGCGUUCCAACCAGAACGUCACGGCUGCAUACAAGGCCUUAACCAGGCGGCUGAGCUCUUCAAUACUCAGUUGAGGCUCCUCAUAUCUUCUAUCAAAAUGGAAAUGCCUGGUUCUAACCUUGUUAUGGUCAAUUCAUACAAGAUCAUAAGGGACAUCAUCCAAAACCCUCAGUCCAAAGGAUUUAAGGAUGCAAGCAGUCCUUGUUGUGAGGUGGUGCCUAGGAGUCAAGGAGGAGAUGGAAUUUUGUGCAAGAAAGGUGGGCAAGUAUGUGGAUACAGAAAUGCUCAUGUGUUCUUCGAUGGAUUGCAUCCAACAGAAGCAGUGAAUGUUGAAAUAGCAACUAAAGCCUUUGCAUCCUAUCGCGCUACUGAAGUUUACCCCAUUAAUGUCCACCAGCUUGCCAAACUUUAGACUUCCAUCCUCACCUGUUCAGGCAUAUCUUAGCUUAAUUUAGCAUGUGAUGACUUCUGAGUUCUGAUUGUCUCUAGUUGUAGUUAAACGGCUCGGUACGUAGUUCAUGCUAUAUUUUAGUUGUAGUUAAAAUACGGUUUGGUAGUUACUAGUUAAUGUUCCGUUUUGGGAAAUAGUGUCCGUCCGAGAAGUGAAUGCUUAGGCAGUUAAUGUGGAGUUGAACUUGUUAAGGUCUUUCAGGUUGUAAUAUAAAAUGUUUUAAUGU
Molecule: messenger RNA, 1442 nt
Organism: Rubroshorea leprosula
Lineage: Eukaryota; Viridiplantae; Streptophyta; Magnoliopsida; Malvales; Dipterocarpaceae
Source: the annotation of a GenBank genome assembly